CAAAUGUUUAUUUACGGAAAAAAAUUUCGUAAAUUCAUCUUUAAAACACCAACAUAGAUGCAAACUGUUUGUUGUCGUCGCUAAGAUGAAACAAUACACUUUAUGUGGUUGUACAGCAAAAUUAAAAAUGACAACACAUACGAGUUUUUAUCAAGCAAAAAGAAGCAAUUAGAUUCAACAAAUGAAGAUAUCUCAGCUGAUCUGCUUUAUGGAAACCAAAUCGAGAUGAUAGAAGAGGGACUAACAUUUUUCAUACGCGGCCGAACACUUGCAAAUGGCAAAAGCUUCCUUGUUGACUUUUGUUUGGAUAAUGCAACUAAGGAUAUUGCUCUACGGGUAUCAACCUCAUUGACACACAACUAUAUUGGUCGCAAUACACGAAUUAAAUGUUAUUGGGGCACGGAGGAGACCACAGCCGCCAUUCCCAUAGCUUUAGAGCCAAACACCAGAUUCCUGCUACAAAUCCUCUUUACACUUGAUGAAAUUCUAAUAGCUUUAGAUGGCUUCCAUGUUGCCAAAUAUCAACACCGUCUACCCUAUAGCAGUAUACGUGCCAUUGAAAUCCGCGGCGAUGUCCAGGAUCUACAUGUGGAUAGACGAAUCGUUACGGACUAUCCUAGACGUACGGCCAGAUCCAAGCAUUUUGUACAAAUAAGCAAUCGUCAUGCAGAGACGGGUAUCUAUGAUCCUGCUGACUAUGAUUACCUAAGCGAUGAGCAGCUACAGGACGAAGAAGAUGAAUUAGGAAAUGAACGUUUUCUACCUUUGCCUUAUUAUGCCUCAUUUCCUCAAGGAUUCUUUGCUUUAGGCUAUCGCAUGGGUAUUCUGGGAAGUGUUAGCCCUAAAGCACAAUCCUUUAAGCUAAGUCUGCAGCUUGGGCAACAGAUUUGGCCUCAACCAACAGUGGCUCUCUUGCUGGAAUUCCAUUUCUAUACACGUCCCGAUGGGGAACCUGCAGAGCCCAUAGUAGCUCGUAACUCAUUUGUCAAUGACCGCUGGUCGGGAGAAAAUAAAUCGGAAAUGUCCACAGGACUGAGGCCCGGUGCUGAGUUCCAUUUGGUCAUAGUCCGAGGAAAGCUUUCUUUUGAGAUAUAUUUGAAUAACAAACCGCUUACAAGUUAUCCCUAUAAAGUCAAUCCUAAAUAUAUCGACACACUAUUUGUGGGUGGCGAUAUGAAAUUGUUUAAUGUUGAAAUUGAAGAGGGUGAUUAAAAACUGGUGUUUGUGCGAACGCUAGACAAUAAGUUGUGAUAGAACGCAAUUAUGUAGUAAAAAUAUAAGAAUUCUAAAUCUGUAUUUAUAGCUUAAUUUUAAAAUAAUUGUUAAAUUUUAUCAAAUAAAAUUAGCUUCGAAUUGUUGAACCAAA
This is a messenger RNA of Stomoxys calcitrans (stable fly), 1366 nucleotides long. RefSeq names its product galectin-4. The coding region runs from base 103 to 1212 and encodes 369 amino acids. The record is from RefSeq and is a predicted model, not a curated record. Gene Ontology annotation, molecular function: carbohydrate binding; galactoside binding. The transcript is spliced from 3 exons. NCBI's taxonomy places the organism in Eukaryota, Metazoa, Arthropoda, Insecta, Diptera, Muscidae.